AUGGAGAGCUGCCUGCAGCAGGGUGUAGCCAUCUACGGCUAUGCUCCAGCCCAUUUUAUCAUAAUUGGACCUGAUCAACCAAUUGCUGCUAUUGUGGGACAGGAUAUCGUGUUAUCCUGCCACCUGUCUCCCAGAAUGAGCGCUGAGAACAUGGAAGUGAGAUGGUUCCAAAAUAAUUUUGAAACUUAUGUCCAUCUGUACCGUGAUGGGAGAGAUCAUUUUGAACAACAGAUGCACAAAUAUCAGGAAAGGACAGAGCUGCUUAAAGAUAGCAUCGUGGAUGGAAAAAUUGCCUUGAAGAUUUUUAAUAUCAAACGUUCUGAUGAAGGGCAGUACAACUGUUUUGUUCAGGAUGGCAUUACUCAUGUUGAAACCAUACUGGAUUUGCACGUAAUAGUCUUAGGUUCUGUUCCCCUCAUCUCUGUGGAGGAUUACCAGGAGGGAGGGAUCCGCAUGGUUUGCCGAUCAGCUGGCUGGUUCCCAGAGCCCAAGGUGGUAUGGAGAGAUCCCAGUGGGCAGCAUUUACCAUCAGUUUCUGAAACAAAAGCUCAGCAGGAUAAUGACCUGUUUUGGGUGUUUCGGGACACCCUAGCCUUAUGGGCUAUCCGUGGCUCCAAACACCCCUUUACCACGCCCAAACUUCGCAGAUGGAACUGA
This is a messenger RNA of Alligator mississippiensis (American alligator), 657 nucleotides long. RefSeq names its product butyrophilin subfamily 2 member A1-like. Lineage: Eukaryota; Metazoa; Chordata; Crocodylia; Alligatoridae. The record is from RefSeq and is a predicted model, not a curated record. The transcript has 5 exons. Bases 1 to 657 code for a protein of 218 amino acids.